UCGAUUCAUUAUUGUGAUUAACUAAUUCUUGGGUAAUUACGUAUUUAUCAUUUAAACAAAGUAAAAUAAUCUUUGAGGCCAAUAUUUAAUAUAAACAACUAUCCAACGCCUCUGAUGACGAUGAUUUUUACAUAAUUUAUUGUCUUUGUAUGAUUAUCAAUAAUGUUUAGGCUGAAAUACACCAUCCAGGAAGAAACCACAUAAGUUUCAGUUUAUUAUUUUUAAUAAUAAAGGUUCUAAAGAAUACAGUUGCUAAAAAAGUAUGCAAGAUAGUAUAAACUCUAUUUACUCAAGAGAUAGUGCUGAAAAUGGUGAUAUUAUUAGGCCCCAGAGAUUUAGGAAUGUACCAUCAACAAGUAACAUAAGAGAACCAACAGGUGAUACUGACACAAUAAUAAUCCAGGGAAACAAUGACCACCUUAACCUGUUACAAUCAGUGCGAAGAAGGGUGGAAGUUAGUAAAGAAAAAAUUGAUGUGGGAUCACUAAAUAUCUUAUCUGCCAAGUUUGAGAGUUUGGAUUAUGACACGUGUGAAAACUACUUCUUACUAGAUGAAGAACGGAGAAAAGGCUUUAAAUUUUUAGUAAGAAAAAAUAUAGCAAGAUGGUUUGUGUUCUUGCUGAUAGGAAUGUGUACUGCCCUAGUUGCUUGUAUUAUAGACAUAUCCAUAGAAGAAUUAAGCCAAAGAAAAUAUGCCAAAUUAAGCUCAAUGGUAGACCAAUAUGUGACAGAGGGUUCAUUAUAUAUCCCUUAUUUCACUUGGGUACUAUUCAACAUAGGGCCAGUACUACUAGGCUCUAUAUUAGUAGCUUAUGUAGAACCAAUAGCUGCAGGAAGUGGCAUUCCGCAAGUAAAAUGCUACCUAAAUGGAGUCAAUAUUCCUAGAGUAGUGCGAAUUAAGACUCUUUUUGUAAAAUCAAUUGGGGUAAUAUGUUCUGUGGUUGGUGGUUUGGCUGGAGGAAAGGAAGGUCCUAUGAUCCAUAGUGGAGCCGUGAUAGCCGCAGGCAUUUCACAGGGUAAAAGUUUAACGUUCAACAAAGAUUUCGGGAUAUUCAGGUAUUUCAGGGAGGACCAUGAAAAGAGGGAUUUUGUGUCUGGUGGGGCUGCGGCCGGGGUUGCUGCUGCUUUUGGAGCACCUGUAGGAGGGGUUUUAUUUUCGUUAGAAGAAGGCACCAGUUUUUGGAACCAAAGUCUAACUUGGAAAACGUUUUUUGCCUCAAUCGUGUCCACUUUUACCCUGAAUCUUGUCUUAUCAACUUACCAUGGAGCACCGGGAGAUUUAUCUUAUCCUGGUUUGUUUAAUUUGGGUCAGUUUGAUCCAUUUACUUACCAAAUAUACGAAAUUCCUUUUUUUAUUAUGAUGGGCUGCUUGGGAGGGUUGUUUGGGGCACUUUGGAACCAUAUUAAUUAUAAAAUGACCGUUUUUAGAUUGAGAUACUUGAGGCAGGGGUGGUUAAAAGUGAUUGAGGCGUGUAUAGUGGCAGCAGUGACGGCAACAGUGGGAUUCUUGCUAAUGUUUACCUUGAAUAACGAUUGUAGGCCAAAAGGCAUGGGACCAGUCAAGUAUGCUACACAGUUGUAUUGCAAAGACGGCGAGUACAACAUAAUGGCUUCCCUAUGGUUUCAAACGCCAGAAGCGUCAGUGAAAUCGUUGUUCCACGACCCGCCUAAUACGCAUAACGCCCUCUCUUUGGCCUCCUUUAUCCCGAUUUAUUUUUUUUUGGCCGCCUGGACUUUCGGACUAGCCUCCUCCAACGGUUUGUUCAUCCCGACUCUUUUAACGGGAGCCGCAUGGGGACGUUUGAUUUCUAUCGGUUUAUUUUCCGUAUUUCCCGAUAAUAAUAUUGUGCAUCCGGGAAAAUAUGCUUUAAUAGGAGCAGCGGCACAACUAGGAGGCGUUGUGAGAAUGACAAUCAGUUUAACAGUGAUUUUAAUGGAAUGCACUGGUAACAUAACAUUUGCCCUACCCCUUAUUAUCACUGUGAUAGCCGCUAAAUGGACUGGGGAUUUCUUUAAUGAAGGUAUUUACGAUACCCUGAUAGAAUUGGCGGGGGUACCCUUAUUGCCCUGGGAACCACCUCCGGUCGUAAACAAUAUUUAUGCCAGUGAAGUUAUGUCACAUCCAGUGGUAACGUUGAAAUGUGUAGAAAAUGUCGGGCAUAUUUAUGAAUUGCUCAAGUUGACCACUUAUAAUGGGUUUCCUGUCGUUGAUCCACCUUUAACUGAUCAAAGCGAAAUAACUACAUACGGUCGAAUCCGUGGAUUAAUAUUGAGAUCUCAACUGAUAAUGAUGUUACAAAAGAAGAUAUUCAAUGAGACUUGUGAGGAUUGGGAGGAAAUUAAUGCCAGCAUGUUUCGGGACUCGUAUCCUAGAUUUCCUACCAUUGAUGAUAUUGUUCUUGAAGAUAUUGAAAAAACGUACUCUCUAGACCUAAGGCCUUUUAUGAACCCCUCGCCGUAUACAGUGCUGCAUUCAACUUCUCUCCCAAGAAUGUUCAGACUAUUCAGGGGUCUUGGGCUAAGACACUUACCGAUAGUAAAUGAUACUAACGAGGUAAUAGGGAUGGUUACGAGAAAAGAUCUGGCUAGAUACAGAACCUGGAAGCACCGGGGCAAAAUGGGCGUGGAGGAAUUACUCAUAUCUCAAGAUUUAUAAAUUCAUUUCAGUAUUUUAAAUUAUUUUUAUAUAGUGACCUCUAGCUUUAAGGAUAAAUUUGUUAUGUGCCGUGUUAAGUAAUAUAUGGUAGUUUGUUUAAAAUAAA
Molecule: messenger RNA, 2762 nt
Organism: Anthonomus grandis grandis
Lineage: Eukaryota; Metazoa; Arthropoda; Insecta; Coleoptera; Curculionidae
Gene: ClC-b
Product: H(+)/Cl(-) exchange transporter 7
Exons: 14
Coding region: 263-2656 (797 amino acids)
Biological process (GO): chloride transport; transmembrane transport
Cellular component (GO): lysosomal membrane; intracellular membrane-bounded organelle
Molecular function (GO): voltage-gated chloride channel activity
Source: RefSeq, a predicted model, not a curated record